AUGACUUCGUCCUCGAGCGUCAUGUCAGGAAGCACUCAUCCUCAGGCAGCCUCGAGCAGCGGGCCUUCUGCGUCCGCUCCAAUGGCCAUGAGCGCGCCCAAGGCUACAUCGAGUCAUGUCAUGUCUGCGCCCGAGCUAGCUGCCCAGGGCUUGCUCUUCCGCAAGCCACGUAAUCAGCCAUCUGCUCUGCCAAGCGCAGCAGGUGCGCUACCUUACGAAGGCUCAGCUCCGCCUCCUCCACCUGCGCACUCUCAACCUUAUCACCAGCCAAGUCAGCAUCCCCCCCAGCCCUCUAGAGGAUACUCGAACUCUUCUUCUGACUACCAACCUUCAUCAAGCAGCCAAAGCCACGGGCGUGGAAGCGGAAGCGGUGCAGGAAGCUCGUAUCCAGAAGACAGCCCUUCGAAUCGCAACAUGUUUUCAGAACCCUCUUCGUGGCACCAACAUGGGUCUCCCUCGGGGCCCUCUCCCAUUCGCAGCAGCGCUCCGAUGA
This is a messenger RNA of Ceraceosorus bombacis, 493 nucleotides long. NCBI's taxonomy places the organism in Eukaryota, Fungi, Basidiomycota, Exobasidiomycetes, Ceraceosorales, Ceraceosoraceae. The record is from the annotation of a GenBank genome assembly.